AACAAACAAACAAACAAAUAAAUAAAUAAAUCUUAGUCUAGGCUUCCAUUGUUAACUUGUGAUCCGGAUUUAUUCAUCUGUAAAGCAGCGUUGUAAUAAAUAUAAUUUAUACAAAUGCAAUCAGACUUGGGAAAAAAAAAAAGAUCUGGUCGUAUGUAAUCUUUCACUCACUGACAGUCUCGCUAAAGGGAUGCUUUAAGGGAGGGUGCCAUCGUUGCUUUAGAGGUGAAUUCUGUUGUUCGUUAGUCAAAGGUUGCUGCAUUGAUGGCUCCUUAUAACGCGUUUGGGUUUCUGCAUAAAGCAUCUUAUGGCACUUGGAACAGUUGACAGUUUACCACUAGAGCGCGACGUGGUUCCAUCCGCCCCGUCUAAAACUCCCCGGCAGACCUGAACUCUGCUUUCUCUUCCUCUUGAGAUAACUAGUCUGCACGCUCGGCCCGAGCAGUCGGUCUUCCGGUGCCCGGCGCUCUCGCGGCAGAGGAUGGAACACGUGAAAACAGACCCGGAGGCGCCCCUUGGCAACGGCAUGUGUCCGGUCGCGAUGUACGGAGAGUUCGCGUUCAGGCAUAACCGAAAGAGCCGCUAUGCCUUGAGCCUGACGGAGCGAGACCUCGCUGUCCAGAAACUCCCGGCGGUGCAGGCGGCGCGAGGGAGAGUCGUCUUCAACUUGAGAGACUGCGUCGGGUGCCGCGCGUACGGGGCGGACGACCACGCCGACGUAGGCGCUUAUUUCUCAGCCUAUUUCUACCCGUUUAGGAAGCGCUGGGCAAGCCCUGGUGUUGCCCGCCAGAGGGUGGAGCAGUGCUUUCGUGUGGCAUCCACCCAAGACCCGCACGGGAACCUGGAUGAGGCACGAAAAUGGGCUCGAGCCAUCAGUGACGGUUCGGUGUGCAACCGGCCACAGAAAACAGGUCUUUGUGCUGAAGUGCGGAGACCGUGUACAUUCCUGGUCCUGCUGAAUCCUCAGAGUGGGAAAGGGCAGGCCCACACUCUCUUUACUCGCCAUGUCCAGGGAAUACUGCAGGAGGCUGGCAUCCUGUACACACUCAUCAUUACAGAGUGCCAAAAUCACGCCCGCGAGCUGGUGCGGGAGACGGACCUUUCCCAGUGGGACGCCCUGGUUAUCAUGUCCGGAGACGGGCUGCUCUUUGAGGUGGUGAACGGCCUCAUGGAGAGGGAGGAUUGGGAGGAGGCCAUCAAGACUCCACUGGGUAUCCUGCCCGGGGGUUCAGGCAACGCGCUGGCCGCCUCCAUACACCACUACGCUGGGCUGCAGCCCGUGACCAGUGAGGAGCUGCUGGUGAGCUGUGGCUUCACGUUGUGUAAAGGCCUGGUGUCACGCCUGGACCUGAGCUCGGUUCGCACGGCAUCCGGCCAGCGGAUGUUCUCCUUCCUGUCCCUCGCCUGGGGCUUCGUGGCCGACGUGGACAUCGAGAGCGAGAAGUACCGGCGCGUAGGGGCGGCGCGCUUCACCCUUGGGACGCUCGUCCGCCUUGCUUCCUUAAGGGUGUACCGGGGAAAGCUGGCGUACCUGCCCGCCCAAGACCCCCGGGGUCCCUCGAGCACAUCGGCGCAGGGCCCCUCACCCCAGGCCUGCCCCGCCACCCAUCGUGACCUCCCCGCCUGGAACCGGCCCUUCCGCAACUCGUGCAACUCCAACAACACGCCGAACCCCAAACGGACCGACGUGCCGCCCGCCCCCGAGCGGGGGCCCCCGGACUCGCUCCUCGCGCCCUUGGACAGCCCCGUGCCCGCCCACUGGACGGUGGUGACGGACGAGGACUUCGUGCUGGUGCUGGCCGUGUACCAGUCUCACCUCGCCGAGGACCUGAUCGCCGCGCCGGCGUCCCAGCUCGAGGACGGCGUCAUGCACCUGAUCUACGUCAAAGCGGGCAUCUCGCGCACCGCCCUGCUGCGCCUCUUCCUGGCCAUGGAGAAGGGCACCCACCUGGGCACCGGCUGCCCUCACGUGGAGUACGUCAAGGUGCGGGCGCUGCGGCUGGAGCCACACUCUCCCAAAGGCACCAUCACCGUGGACGGAGAGCUGGUGGAGUACGGGCCCGUCCAAGCGCAGAUCCACGGCAGUCUAGCAAGGCUCAUCGCCGGCUAGGUUCACACACGGUACUCAUGGGGUAGUUCGGCCAAAGGUGCUAACGUGUCUAACGGUUAGCGAGCGCUAGCAGAGCAAGUUAGCAUUCAAAGGAAACUGCUGCUUUUUGACGUGGAAGCCGUCGCAUUCACGCCGCGUCCACGGGAUAAACCCGCUAUGAAGGAACAGCCAGGACCCUGGUAGCAGUGUCCAGACUGAACUGAUGUGUGAGCUGGCUGGCUCUCUCUCUCUUGCUGUAGUUUGCUGGAUUCGUUUCUGUACUCCAAAACCGCUGAACCACUAAAAUGAAAUAUUUUUUGGUAAAAAUCUCAUUUUCAUGAUACUUGACCUCAGUAAGUCUGAUUAAUUAGUGUCAAACAUAUUAGCACUUUUGGGUGAUGUAUUCCUUGGAAGAGUGACGGGCUGAGCUCAGUCUGAGAGGCAGGAUUCUGGAAAGUGGGUACGAUGUCAGGAAGCAGUUAUCUCUACCUUGUCCAUGAUGUCUCCUGCUGCGGCCCGGAAAGUUCCGCCGACAACGAUAGCAAAUGUCCGGACCAGACUGAAAAUAGCUUUAUUUUUCUAGACACCCCCCGCCCCCUAACACACACACACACACACACACACACACACAAAGACAUCUCAGCUUAGCUCGUCUCUAUGGACUGGGCAGAACAGGAACAUCCCACCCCGACACCUCAGGCCACGGCGAAGCUGCUUUCCCGUCUCCGCUCCGGUCAGGCGGGACGGGCUACGGCCAGGGGCCCCCAUCCCACCUGCUGGGGCUCUGGUGCAGUUCCUAGAGGUCCCUGUCACCCUUCCACGGCUUCCUGCAGCUCAAAUGAAAGACAGCGUAGAGGAGAGAACCCUGGUGGAUUAUACACUGAGCCUACAUGAACAUACAAUCAGGUACAUUUUUAACAUGCGCAGUGCGUGUUAAAGCUUUUAACUUUAUUUUUCUUCAAACAGUAAGGUCGUCAAAACACAAAAAUCCAAACAGGUGACUAAGAUUCCCUGCAUCCUGUCCAAUACUUUUUAUAUUGUUUAACGGAAUAUCAAGGAAGAGCUCGUACUACCUAACAGAACCAGGAAGAUGGUUAAUACACUGAUGAGGAAUUGAGUUUAUAUUUUUUUCCUGACCAUGACCACGAGCGGCGUAGUGAGGGAGCCGCUAACCUGCUUUACGCCACACUGUCGCUAAGUUUAGCCGCGCAUUGCCGGAGGAGGUGCAGUGACCAUUGGCCGGCCCCUACCUCUCUCACAGAAGGCUAUUGACUCCACGGCUCUGUGUCCCCCGGCGCUGCGGGAAUACCUCCAGUAAAGCACUCCCACAGUCCUGCGUCUGUUUCGGAAAGCGUCUCUUGUAGCACUCUCUCUCUCUCUCUCUCUCUCACACCCUUACCCUUUGCACUGCAGUAUUUCAUAUAAAACACCUUUCCCCAAACAUACUGCAGCCCCCCUGCUGUGCUUCAAGGCCCAACCUCACUGAUGAAACAUCCAUCACCCGCUGCUCAUUUCAGUGGUUUGCAGACACUAAAGCAAAAGGAAAUCUGCAAACCAAUCACAAGAGUGCACAUGAAGCCUACGGUCGAGUGAGCAGCAGGGAGACGACAGGGGGAGGGGCUGUCUGUUUAAAGCUGCGGUAAGUAAUCUGGGCCGGUAGUCGCGUGCACAUCUGCGUGGAGGUUUUCCUAUAUUCUGAGAGAGGGCACCUGGGAAAACCUCCUUCCUGACCCUCCGCUGUCUAUUUCGGGACCACUGGCAGGACACUAGUUCUAGAAGUACAGCUACACACACCAAGAAUGAGGUCAGAAGGUCAGACGCGUGUUUAUGCAUUUCAGAGCGUGAUCGCCCCGAGGUCGUGACCUCAGGUCAAGGCCGUUCCAUUGGCAAUGAUUAACACGAGCAAAGCUUUUUUUUUUCCUCCUUUGUUUUUAAAGUCUCUAACAGUUUAGUGCUUAGAUUUUUAUUUAUUUAUUUAUUUUUGCUAACUAGAAAGAUCAGACAUGAGUCAUUCCACUGGUGUGCCGUGGCUUUCGUGUAAAGUCGGGGGGUUGUGAAUCAUGGUGACUCACAGGGGCCGCAGAA
This is a messenger RNA of Electrophorus electricus (electric eel), 4174 nucleotides long. RefSeq names its product sphingosine kinase 1-like. Gene Ontology annotation, biological process: sphingosine biosynthetic process; phosphorylation; negative regulation of apoptotic process. The record is from RefSeq and is a predicted model, not a curated record. Gene Ontology annotation, cellular component: cytoplasm; intracellular membrane-bounded organelle; membrane. NCBI's taxonomy places the organism in Eukaryota, Metazoa, Chordata, Actinopteri, Gymnotiformes, Gymnotidae.